CACAACUGAUAUUCCAAGUACCAUUGCAUCAGCUGGUGGUAUCAUGGGAGCCAUUCUUGCGUGGUUAUUUGGAUCCAGCAGUUUAGAUUCAUGGGGUAUUGCAAGAAGAAUUGCAGUAAUCUGUAGCGGUAUUUGGGUGAUAAUUUUAAUGAUUUUAGAUGUAAGAUGA
Molecule: messenger RNA, 169 nt
Organism: Entrophospora sp. SA101
Lineage: Eukaryota; Fungi; Glomeromycota; Glomeromycetes; Entrophosporales; Entrophosporaceae
Source: the annotation of a GenBank genome assembly